This is a messenger RNA of Cariama cristata (Red-legged seriema), 1566 nucleotides long. RefSeq names its product vesicle-fusing ATPase-like. NCBI's taxonomy places the organism in Eukaryota, Metazoa, Chordata, Aves, Cariamiformes, Cariamidae. Gene Ontology annotation, molecular function: ATP binding; ATP hydrolysis activity. The coding region runs from base 1 to 1068 and encodes 355 amino acids. The record is from RefSeq and is a predicted model, not a curated record. Gene Ontology annotation, cellular component: Golgi stack. Gene Ontology annotation, biological process: SNARE complex disassembly; intra-Golgi vesicle-mediated transport; Golgi to plasma membrane protein transport. The transcript has 10 exons.
AUGGUGGACACCAAGCUCAAUAGGAGUGACCAGUGUGCUACUGCCACAACAGAAGCCAACAGGAUGCUGGGUUGCGUCAACAAGGGCAUCACCAGCAGAGAUAAAGAAGUUGUUAUCCCACUCUACUCAGCACUUGUCAAGCCACACCUGGAAAACUGUGUUCAGUUUUGGUCCCUGCUAUGCAGAAAAGAUGUGGAUGGGCUGGAGAGGGCCAGCAACAAAGUGGAAGUGGACAUGGAGAAGGCAGAGAGCUUGCGUGUGACAAGAGGAGACUUCUUUGCAUCUUUGGAGAAUGAUAUCAAACCAGCAUUUGGAACCAACCAGGAAGACUAUGCAAGCUACAUCAUGAACGGUAUUAUUAAGUGGGGUGAUCCAGUAACAAGGGUAUUGGAUGAUGGGGAGCUACUUGUUCAACAAACUAAGAACAGUGACCGCACUCCUUUGGUUAGCGUUCUUCUAGAAGGUCCCCCCCACAGUGGGAAGACUGCUUUAGCAGCAAAAAUAGCAGAAGAAUCCAACUUUCCCUUUAUCAAGAUCUGUUCUCCUGAUAAGAUGAUUGGAUUUUCUGAAACGGCCAAGUGCCAAGCUAUGAAGAAGAUCUUCGAUGAUGCGUACAAGUCCCAACUCAGCUGUGUUGUUGUGGAUGACAUUGAGAGACUUCUAGAUUAUGUCCCAAUUGGACCACGGUUCUCUAAUCUGGUGUUGCAAGCCCUCCUUGUACUGCUAAAGAAGGCCCCCCCUCAGGGGCGCAAGCUUCUAAUCAUUGGAACCACCAGUCGCAAAGAUGUCCUGCAGGAAAUGGAAAUGCUGAAUGCUUUCAGCACUACAAUUCAUGUGCCCAACAUUGCAACAGGGGAGCAGCUGAUGGAGGCUUUGGAGCUCCUGGGUAACUUCAAAGACAAGGAACGCAGCACUAUUGCACAGAACGUCAAAGGGAAGCCUGUCUGGAUUGGUAUCAAGAAGCUGCUGAUGCUGAUAGAAAUGUCAUUACAAAUGGAUCCUGAGUAUCGGGUGAAAAAAUUCUUGGCUCUUCUGAGAGAAGAAGGAACAGUUCCUUCCCUAGACUGAAGGUGGACCAAGUGCAAGAUCAACAGCUGGAAAAGUGACCAACCUGGAGAAUAUACACUGGGAUCUUUACUCUUCUGUGUUCAACACGCUGGACAAAGUGAAAUGCUCCCCUGUUUCCAAGAACCCAAUGUGGAAUCUGCAUGUUUAGUGCAAUACAGUAUCUUUAUUCUUUGUCUUUAAUAUACUGAUGUCAUGUGGAAGUGUCUUCUAGAACACUGUGCUUCUGUUUCUGUGCAGGCAAGGCUGCGUUCUCAUUUGAUUUUAGCAUGGGGGGAAUGUCCUGUAAGUUUUGAAGCUAACGCUCACUUGUGUCCAGCAUCCAGUUGCUAUGUCAGGAAAGAAAUCCUGACUUCUAAUAAAACCUGACAGUCUGUGGUGAAGGCGUAUUAAAGUACUACUCUGUCUUAUCCUGAUCCAAUGAAUGCUUUCUUCUCAUGUCAUUGUAUACCUCAUUGAACAUUGAGCCAGGCUGAUAAUGUAAAGACAAUGCCCAUAAUA